Molecule: messenger RNA, 1638 nt
Organism: Pestalotiopsis fici W106-1
Lineage: Eukaryota; Fungi; Ascomycota; Sordariomycetes; Amphisphaeriales; Sporocadaceae
Exons: 5
Coding region: 1-1638 (545 amino acids)
Cellular component (GO): Cul4-RING E3 ubiquitin ligase complex
Molecular function (GO): protein binding
Source: RefSeq, a predicted model, not a curated record
AUGUCUCAUUUCAUGCCCCAGAUCCCUGGCUACUACUAUGAUGCCACCAGAAAUCGCUACUUCAAGGUUGUGAAUCACCCGACUGCACCCGCCCAGUCAGCCUGGUCCAGCGAUGCCGUUAAGAAGCGCAAGCUGGAGGACGACAAGAUGCAGCGGGCAGCUGAGCGCAUGAAGCUGAAUAAGAACCGGGUCAAGCGCUCACCGGCUUUGAUGCGCCCUCUACAUGGCGGCGAUCUUUCACGCGAGAUUCACGGCAGCGUUCAACAAGACAUGGGACCAACUGCUAUCGCCGCCAAUCUGGUCCAUCGAGGUAGCAUUCUCUUCAAUGACGCCCGCUGGGGUGCUUCCCAGAAUAUGAGCUGCAUGUCUGUGAUUGGAAAGGACAAGUUUACUGACCUUGGUUUUGCCUACAUUUCUCCUGAUGGAAACUCGAUUGCGUCCAGUUACAUUCCCAGGGACGGUAAGGGCCAAGUCCACCGCCGCCUCAUAGUGGACGGUGGCUAUUCUGUCCCCGGCAAUCGCGCUGCCCCUUACCACGAAGGUGAGCACGAGCAGGUAUCGGCCAUCAAGUUUGACCACCAUCGGAAUUUCAUCAUCACUGCAUCGUCAAGACCCGAGCCUUUUAUUCCGCUACGCGUUCACAGGGUUGUUACAAUGCACAAGCUUUGGAAGGAUUGCAAAAGACCGUUUGUGCGACUUGGACAAGUGAGCAAUGUCGGCACGCCGAUCAGCAUACCGGCUUCUCCAGAAAUGAGUGCUUACCAUCAUCCCUUUGGACUCGACAUACAACAACCGACCGACGAUUAUUAUGAGAUCCAUGCUCUUGCAAUCCCCGACAUCCAGACUCGUGUUAUUUGUGCCAUUGGUUCUAACAGGGGAAUCCUACGAUAUGAUGAAAGUUUGAUUACGAGUUUGUCCGCAGAUUCUAUGGCGUAUCCAAUGACAACAUUAGCGAAUCCCAAUCAAGGUCUGCACUGGGCUGCACCCAGCCCUCUCAGGCCGACCUCGUUUCCCCCGCAGUCAUGUCGAGACAUAUUUACUGUCGACUUUCUUCGCGGGCACGACAUGAUCAUUCUUGGAGGAGGUCGACCUGGCCGCUGCCUUGUCACGGACGCUCGCGUACGUGAUGAUCAUUGGCAGUCAUUCCAGCACGGAACCAGCAUUACGCACAUCAAGUCGCUCAACCAACACCACGUUCUCGUCAGCGGCACGCGGAACAAGAUGUGCAUCUAUGACCUGCGUAUGGUCGACAGAGAACACCGUACCACUAGCGAUGGACCCGACAAGUGGAAAAGCCUACACAGCAAACAAGAGCCAGCUCUCAGUCUUGUCGAUUUCCCCGAGUACAAGAAUAACGCUCACAUCAAGAUUGGUUUUGAUGUUGAUAUCGAAGCUGGAAUCGUGGCCACCGCUCAUGAUGAUGGCAGGGUUGCCCUCCACUCUCUCCAGUCGGGCAAUCAGUUGGAGUCGCCAGCCAUCGACAUGGUCAAGGCCGAUGUGGAGUCGAGAGGCCCGAUCAAAACUUUGCAGUUUGCAAAGAUGAACAAUGACGCUCACUCGAGCUUGUUUGUCGGCGCCGGUUCGACCAUGAAGGUGUUCUCGUACGGUCCGGUGAUGGCUGAUGACGAUGAAGCUUGA